CUAUGCUGUUCUCACUGAACAGGUAUAUAUAUUACUGUGAUUUGCAGUGAAUUGUUGCAUAUGCGAAUAGUAAUAUUGUGUAGCUUGAUUAUUUGUAUUCAACUAUGCGAUGCAUGAGGAGAAACGGGUUGUUGCCCACAGCACGCUGCGGCGACGUCUUCUCCUCUCUUCGCGGGUGCUCGCCGGUCCAUGCUGCCACCCAUCAAUGUUGACAAGUCACCAUCUAAAAGUUUGUCCGAGGAGAAACUGCUGGUUUCGAACGCUAGCAAGCUCCUGGCAUGGACAAGACAGAAGUGAUGUUCGGGAUGGUGGAGAAGGAGAUGGAGUACCGGGUCGAGCUUUUCAACCGGCAAAUUUGGGGCUGAGGAAAGAAGACGAGGAGCAACUUCUCUCUGGUCUGGUCGUUGGAACUUCAGGACAAGGUUUUGAAAUGUUGAAGGAGGAGGACAAUAGGAACUUCUGUGAUGUCUUGUCAUCUAUUUUCUUUUCUUUGUUGUAG
Messenger RNA from Triticum aestivum (bread wheat), 499 nucleotides. RefSeq lists its product as uncharacterized. Lineage: Eukaryota; Viridiplantae; Streptophyta; Magnoliopsida; Poales; Poaceae. Bases 110 to 499 code for a protein of 129 amino acids. The record is from RefSeq and is a predicted model, not a curated record. The transcript is spliced from 5 exons.